UCUACUUCCGCAACAAAUCUUACAAAUGGGUGAAACUGUCAACAGGACUCUAAAAAGUUUACUGUUUAUUUUGAGCAUUUAUAUCGCAGUUUUAGGUCAAGUAAAGGGAAAUGCACCAGAAAUACUUGGGAUUAUAUCCCAGGAACCUGGAAACAUACGAGAUGAGACUGGAACACUGCUGCUUUAUCCAAAAAUCGCACAUAAGUUACUUUUGGUCGGAACGAACUUCUCCGAAGUGGAAAAAGGUCAAGCCCAGAUAGCAUUCACUUUAAGAAGAGAUACAAGUGGUAAUUGUGAUGAUUACGACAGGACAAAGUCAUUUGAUUUGACACCAACCGCCGAUGGACAGUAUGCCUCUGUUACAGUUACUUUGGAACAGAUUCCAAAUACAAAGUUAUCAUCUGGAAAUGUAACAAACAAGUAUCUUUACAUCUGCUCCAAAAAAAAUGAUGAUUGGGUCCACCAAGGAGAUUCCAAUAUAUUACGAGUAGGUAUAGGAGAGAUAGAACCUCCUAAAAUUCUCUCUGUAGUUACAGGAGAACCUGACAGCACAAUUAACAAUGAUGGAAGCAUUUUACUCUAUUCAGAUGAACCUCAAAAUAUAUUUUUUGUAGGUCAACAUUUUGAUGGGUUUAAACAGAAUGGACAGCUGGCAUUUACUUCUAAAAAGGAUGUUACAGGAUCCUGUGGAAUCUUUCUGGAAACAAAUAUUUUCAAUGUCACUGUUGAAAGUGAUGUACUUUCUUCUGUAUCAGUGACUCUUCAACAACUGGGUGGAGGUCAGCAUUAUUACAUUUGUUUGAGAAAUCCUCAGAAAUCUGCAGAAUGGAUCCAUCAGGGGUCAAACAAAUUUCUUACAAUAGAUGUCCGUGUCAGAGUAGAAAAAACAACAAUGUUACCCAUGUCGAUGCAAAUUAUUCUUAUUGCUUCUCUGUUAGUUUUAUCAGGUUUAUUUAGUGGUUUAAAUUUAGGACUGAUGGCGUUAGAUAAAACAGAACUGAAAAUUAUUGAACGCUGUGGGUCCAAAAAUGAAAAGAAAUAUGCAAAAACAAUUUCCCCAGUUCGUAAAAGGGGAAACUUUUUGUUGUGCACACUUCUCUUGGGCAAUGUGCUGGUAAAUAAUUCUCUUACAAUUUUAUUGGAUGAUUUAAGUAAUGGAUUAAUUGCUGUUAUUGCAGCCACAAUGGGAAUUGUCGUAUUUGGAGAAAUUAUACCACAAGCUGUUUGCUCAAGACAUGGCUUAGCUGUUGGAGCAAAAACCAUAUGGAUUACAAGAAUUUUCAUGGUUCUCACAUUUCCACUCUCUUUCCCAAUCAGUUUACUUCUAGACAAAAUUUUAGGCGAAGAAAUUGGACAUGUGUAUGACAGAGAAAAACUUCAAGAAUUGAUUAAAGUGACUAAAGAUUUCAAUGAACUUAAAAAUGAUGAAGUAAAUAUAAUAGCUGGGGCGUUAGAAUUGACCAGGAAGUCAGUUACAGAAGUCAUGACUAAAAUUGAAGAUGUGUUCAUGAUUGAUAUAAACAGUAAACUAGAUUUUGAUACAAUCGCUGAAAUUCAAAGGAGAGGUUACACUCGUAUUCCAGUAUAUGAGGGAGAUAAAACAAACAUUGUACAUUUGUUAAAUAUCAAGGAUUUGACUUUAAUUGACCCUGAUGAUAAAACCCUACUUAAAACUGUGCUGAAAUUCUACCAGCAUCCAUUGAUCUAUGUGUUUGAUGAUCUCAAAUUAGAUGCUAUGCUCACUGAAUUUAGACAAGGUCAUUCUCAUUUGGCAGUGAUCCGUAGAGUGAACAGUGAAGGUGACGGUGACCCAUUUUACGAGACCCUUGGAGUUCUGACUCUGGAGGAUGUUAUUGAGGAGAUCAUACAGUCAGAAAUCAUAGACGAGACUGAUACCCUAACUGAUAAUAGACAGAAGAAGCAAAGAAGGAUAGAGAAACAGGAUUUCAGUAUGUUUACCAACCCUGACGAUGGUCACAAGCCUUGGAUAUCAUCACAUCUAGCUUUGGCUGCAUUUCAAUUCUUGUCUACAUCUGUGGACUUGUUCAAGGAAGAGUACAUAUCACCAAACGUUCUGAAGAGGCUGAUCAAACAGAAUAUUUAUGAAGAAGUUAUUAACAACGAAAAGAAAGAAUGUCAAAUUUAUAAAGAGAAUACUCCUUGUGAUUUUUUUGUUUUAAUCUUAGAAGGACAUGGUCAUGUAUCCAUUGGAAAAGAAAAGCUUGAGUUUGAUGGAGGGCCUUUCACAUAUUAUGGUGUUCAGGCUCUUGAGGUGAACGAGUCUAGUUUGGCUCCUCAGCAUAGUACAGAUAGUAUUUACUUAAAGGGGGAUGUGUACAUUCCUGACUUCUCGCUGAAAGCCACUUCCACAAUUAUCUUCUUAAAGGUUAGACGUGCUCAUUAUAUAGCAUCAAGGAAGGUCACUUUGAUUGGUAAAACCACGGUCAGAGAAGAGGAAGAAAAUGAAGCAUACGAUCGUGAAAUGCAGAAAGCAAGCUGGUUGACUAACUCAUCUAAUAAUAGUGAUUUAAUUCUUGUUGAUAAGAAAAGCUUGGCACAGCAUGGUAGAACUUCUAGUCAACCGUCACUUCCGAAUAAAGUCAGGAGUGAAAGUACUUUGUCGGGAAGGAGUACGAAUUCAGAUAAACCAGAGGAAUCAAAACCAACACCAACACGUCUAAAUGAAAAUUAUGUGUAUCAAAAUUCACCGACGAAAGAAAACGGGUUGGUUGAUCAAGGAGAUGGUGACAAGAAGGAAGAAUUAAUUUGUGAUGCUGAGGAAUUGACUCCCAUGAUAUCUUAUGAAGAUCAGAAUGUCAAAGAUAAUGUACCAUUAACUAGUAUUUGAAACCAUUUUGUAAAAUAUCAAAUAGGUCUGAAACUAAGUCACACAAACAUGAAAAAACUGUCUUGAUGUUUUAUGAUUGUAAAUAUCAGCAUUGAAGAUAAAAUUGAGUUUAUCGAGUUUUUUGUAAAUAAGAAAUAAUAAUGUAGUCUUUUUCACAAAGGAAUUCAAAUUUAAACUUUUUUGUUUAAGAUUAUUAGGAAUAAAUUGAAAGUUAAAGUUCUACAAUAUAAUUGUAUUUGUUAAUGUUAAAUUUUUAUAGUAGUAUAUGUAUUAAGUUUAUAUAUUGAAAAUGUUCAUAUACUUUUAGAUCAUUCCUUGGUAUAUUUAAAAUUUUCUGUACAAAUGCAUAAAUAUGCUAAUAAUACUAAUGUUUAAAUAAAUAAAUGUCCUACUUUAAAAUCAAAUUAUGUUGAAUCUUUAGAAGUCA
Molecule: messenger RNA, 3275 nt
Organism: Mytilus trossulus (common blue mussel)
Lineage: Eukaryota; Metazoa; Mollusca; Bivalvia; Mytilida; Mytilidae
Product: metal transporter CNNM4-like
Exons: 6
Coding region: 26-2848 (940 amino acids)
Biological process (GO): transport; magnesium ion homeostasis; intracellular manganese ion homeostasis
Cellular component (GO): cytoplasm; plasma membrane
Molecular function (GO): transmembrane transporter activity
Source: RefSeq, a predicted model, not a curated record